This is a messenger RNA of Myiozetetes cayanensis, 4251 nucleotides long. RefSeq names its product cartilage intermediate layer protein (gene CILP). The coding region runs from base 222 to 3560 and encodes 1112 amino acids. NCBI's taxonomy places the organism in Eukaryota, Metazoa, Chordata, Aves, Passeriformes, Tyrannidae. The record is from RefSeq and is a predicted model, not a curated record. The transcript has 9 exons.
GGUAAGCUGCAACUUUCUCCUCCUUCCCAACCGCCUGCAAAUCCCUGAACCCGCAGCUGACAAGCCCUCGCCUCGCCCCCGGAUCUCGGCUCGACUGGCGGCUCGGUGGCGACAGGACGGGACUCUCCUUAAUUGGGGUUUCUAUGAUUUUUUAGGACUGGGGAAGGCGUGGGACGGCUGCAGAAACUCCAAAAAGCCCCUGGUCACCUCUGGAGACCACAAUGGUCACUGUGAAAGGCUGGAUCCUCCUCCUCCUCCUCCUCCUCCUGGGAGCCACAUCCGUUCUAGGACAAAGGAUUCUGAAACCAGCCCUCAGCAGGGUCCAGAUAGGACAAAAAACCUUCAGCCCGUUGGUAAUGCUCAGCUUGGAGAGUACGAGGAGCAGCUCUCGCCGGGGAGACCCGACCUUCACCUACGUCAGACGCAGUAGGUUCCUGCCGGCGGUGCCAUGGGGUCCACUGGUGCAAGAUUCAAAAAGGUUUUUGUCUCCAUGGUCGAAAUGGAGCGAGUGCUCAGCAAAGUGUGGCCAAACCGGGGUGCAGAAGCGUACCAGAUCCUGCCUAGCUGAGCGCUUCUGGGGCGUGCACUGUAAUGAAGCAACUGAGGAAGGGCGGCUCUGCAUUGGACAUGUUUGCUCAGGCUGCAACAUCACCUGCCCCAUGGGCCAUGUCAACGCUGACUGUGACUCCUGCAUGUGUGAGGAUGCCACUCUGCACGGAGAGGUGUCUCUCGAGGAUGGGUCGCCCGCUGCCGAUGCCCGGGUCUACCUGCAAGCCAAGAAACUCAAGCUGCUGACAAUGGCCGAUAACAGAGGCAUGUUUAGGAUCCCAGGGAUUUGUCCUGAUGGUAAAAACACCCUGAAAAUAAAGAAAGCCAAAUAUGCAACCGCGACCUUCACCGUGCCCGAGAGCACCCGGAGAAACCUGGCGAUCCAAGUGCAGCUGCACCGAUCAGGCAAACCCUACGUUUUCAGGAGCCCUGAGGACAAGGCCAGGAGAGCGGGACAGAGCGUGUCGUUCUGCUGCGAUGCCCGUGGGAGCCCAGCCCCUGACCGCUACCUCUGGUACCACAAUGGCUCACUGCUGGAUCCCUCCUUGUACAAAUAUAAAAACAACCUGAUUCUGAAGAACCUGAAGAGAGAACAGUCAGGAGAGUAUUUCUGCAAGGCCAGCAGCGCCGGGGGGUCAGCCAAGUCCCAGGUUGCCAAGCUGGAUGUCAUAGGAAGAGAAGAGGCAGCCUGCAACCCCAAGCCCCAAAGCCACCUCAUCAGACUUCCUCACGACUGCUUCCAAAAAGCAACAGACUCCUUCUACUACGAUGUGGGCAAGUGCCCAACAAAGACCUGUGUGGGGAAGCUGGAUAAGGGACUCCGGUGUAAGGACAACGUCUCCUACUGCUGUGGGGUGUCCAAAAUGGAAACCAGGGACAUAUCCUGCAACGGGUACACGCUCCCCACUAAAGUCAUCGUGGAAUGUGGCUGCAAAAAAUGCACCGAGACCAAAAUAAUGGUUCGAGGCAGAGCCACAGCAGCAGAUAAUGGAGAGCCACUCAGGUUUGGCCACAUCUACAUGGGGAACAAGAGAGUGAGUAUGACUGGCUACAAGGGAACCUUCUCUGUCCACGUCCCAGCAGACAUGGAGAGACUGGUUCUAACUUUUGUGGAUCGGCUGCAGAAGUUUGUGAACACAACAAAAGUUCUGCCCUUCAAGGAAAAUGGAGGUGCUGUGUUCCAUGAGAUCAAGCUACUGAGAAAGAAACCUCCUGUUACACUGGAAUCCACUGAGACCAACGUGAUCUCUCUGGGAGAAAUGGAAGAAGAUGAUCCAAUUGCUGAAUUAGAAAUUCCUCCCAACGCAUUUUAUAGGAAAAACGGAGAGGCCUACAGAGGCAAAGUGAAAGCCAGCGUGACGUUCCUGGACCCAAGGAACAUCUCCACAGCCCCCGUGACACAAAGUGACCUGAACUUUGUAGACGAGGAAGGAGAUGUGUUUCCACUCCGCACGUACGGCAUGUUUUCCGUGGACUUCACUGAUGAGCGGGGCACCGAGUCCCUGAACGCAGAAGACGUGAAGGUUCAUUUGGAUGCCGCUCAGGUCAAGAUGCCAGAGCACCUGCAGGAGAUGAAGCUUUGGUCCCUGAACCCAGAGACAGGGCUGUGGGAGGAAGAAGGGGACUUCAACAUCCAGAGGAGCAGACGGCGCAAAAGGGAGGAGAGAACUUUUUUGGUUGGGAACAUGGAGAUCAAAGAAAGGCGGCUUUUUAACCUGGAUGUCCCGGAGAGCAGACGGUGCUACGUCAAAGUCCGAGCCUACAGAAGUGAGAGGUUCCUGCAAAGUGAGCAGAUCCAAGGGGUUGUGAUUUCUAUUAUAAAUAUGGAGCCAGAACCAGGGUUCUCCUCCAACCCCAGAGCGUGGGGCCGUUUUGACAGUGUGGUCACUGGUCCCAAUGGUGCUUGUGUGCCCGCCUUCUGCGAUGAGCAAAACCCCGAGGCCUAUGGAGCUUAUAUCUUGGCAAGCAUGGGGGGCGAAGAGCUUGAAGCUGUGCCCUCUGCUCCCAAACUCAACCCUGCUGCUAUUGGGGUCCCACAGCCGUACCUCAACAAGCUCAACUACAGGAGGACAGACCACGAGGACUCCAACACUAAGAAAACAGCAUUCAGCAUUAACAUGGCCAAGCCAAGCCCCAAUUCCCCAGAAGAGAACAACGGCCCUAUUUAUGCCUACGAGAAUAUUAGCGAGUGCGAGGAAGCUCCUCACAGCGCUGCGCACUUCAGGUUUUACAGGAUAGAGGGAGACCGGUACGACUUCAACACCGUUCCCUUCAGUGAAGACGACCUCAUGAGCUGGACCGACGACUACCUGGCAUGGUGGCCCAAGCCCAUGGAAUUCAGGGCCUGCUACAUUAAAGUGAAAAUAAACGGACCCCAGGAGGUGAACGUGAGAUCUCGUAACAUGGGUGGGACGCACCCGCGCACCAUUGGCCGGCUCUACGGGAUCAGGGACGUCCGCAGCAUCCGCGACCCACAGCGGCAGGACGUGUCGGCGGCCUGCGUGGAGUUCAAGUGCAGCGGAAUGCUCUUCGACCAGGACCGCGUGGACCGCACGCUCGUCAAGGUGGUGCCGCAGGGCAGCUGCCGCCGAGUGAGCGUCAACAGCAUGCUCCACGAGUACCUGGUGAACCACCUGCCCAUGGCCACCAACAACGACACCAGUGAGUACACCAUGCUGGCGCCCCUCGACCCGCUAGGGCACAACUACGGCAUCUACACCGUCACCGACCAAGACCCCAGGAUCGCCAAGGAAAUCGCCCUGGGCAGGUGUUUCGACGGCUCAUCUGACGGCACCUCCAGAACCAUGAAGAGCGAUGUGGGCGUCGGGUUGACUUUCACCUGUUCGGAGAGGAGCGCAGCGGAGCAAAGCAUCUUCCAGUCUCAGAGGAACUCGGGCCAGCAGUCCAUAGUGAUUCAGCCAGGGCAGAGACCCGCGUACCAGAGGCCACCAGCAAGCCGCCGGAACAACCAAGGCAGGAUCCCUAUGAGAGGUCAACGUCCCGUCUCCUAGAGCUGUAGAGGAGCAUUGGUAAAGUCACUCACGCUCAGUUAAAUAUGAUUUGAAAGUAACAUCAACCUGCUAAUAGCCUAACUGAAAGCUGGUAGGUGUCGUUGUUUGUGAGACGUAAUUAAGGUGCCACUUUUGUUUUUUUGUUUGUUUUUUUUUUUCCCCCCCUCACCAGAAAGACAUCAGGCAAAAAUUGGGGGCCAGCAGCGGUAGUGAGUUCAUGUCUUCUUAAAUGCAUCCACAAAAAUCUUCUUUCUGCCUGACAUUAAACAGCUUCACAUGAUAGCCUAAAGGGAAGACUAAACACAUGAUCCAAUUAAGUCACGUACAUAAAACAUUCUUCUGUUCUGCAGCUGCAGACUUUGCCAGCCCAAGUACCUGUACAGUAGUUGGUAACAUGAAAAGGAAUAAACUGAUUUCCUCAUACUGAAUUCAACUGCAAGGUUUCGUACUUGAAAUGUAAGUAUUUUAUUUAUUACUAGCUUGUUUUAGAAUGACUGUAUUCAAGCUAAACUAUCGGCAGCUGCAUUUCUAAGAACUCAUAUGCUCAAUAGGACAGAGAAGCCAUGUGGAUUUGUAGGCUCCACGUGGAUAAAGCUAGAGUUUUCUCUUGCUUCUUGCAUUAUUUGACAAGAAAAGCCAUGCUCUACGAUAGGGUAGGUUAAUAAAAAAAGUAAUUUUGUAACUCUGACAA